Messenger RNA from Entamoeba invadens IP1, 1335 nucleotides. RefSeq lists its product as hypothetical. Lineage: Eukaryota; Evosea; Mastigamoebida; Endamoebidae. Bases 1 to 1335 code for a protein of 444 amino acids. Gene Ontology annotation, cellular component: cytoplasm. The record is from RefSeq and is a predicted model, not a curated record. The transcript has a single exon.
AUGUCUGAAAACACCAUUUUUAUCCACUUGUGUCUGCUUCAAAACUCAUCAUCAACAUUACUGGUAUUCCCUCCGUUACCUAACCCAUUCGGUUAUAACAUUAAAAACCUUGCCAAUUUCAGUCAACCCGAUGCACCACUCUGUUCUUCUCAAUUUCACUUUCACCCCUCAAAAAAUCGAGACGACCCGCCACUCGGUGUUGUGACGUGCAGUGUCUCUUCUAAGGCGUCAAUCUCUGUGUUAACCAAUUCGCCUUUUUUGACAUACUUUUCCGUUCGUCUCCAGAAGAUUGCUCAGUUCCUCAGUACACAACAUGAAGUGACUAAAGACAUCUUUAUACAGUCAUACAAUCUAUUGGUCUGCAGCGCAGUACCAUCUCCGUCCCCCUUUGAAAUAGAAAGUUCAUAUAAGAGCGACACGUCUCUCACAAAGUUGUUACUGAAAUUCCCAAACGACUUCUUCUCAAUAUUAAAGUUAACUCUUAUAGACUCCAAAAGUGUGUUAUUAAGUACAGAAGAGUCGAGUAGUUCAAUGUUAUAUUCUCUGGUGUCUUGUAACCCAGGAGAAGUCAUUCGAUUCGACGACGUUCUUUCUCUCUGCGGUGUCGAUGUGAUCAACCCAUUGUUGGAACUCGCGUUGCCACUGAAGACGUCAUUGGACCAUCACACACUCUUUACACUUCCUUAUGUACUCUUACCUACAUUCGUCGACAAGCCUUUCUUCGCCGCAAUGUCAAAUAAUAUUCUUCGAACGCGCAAUGAAAGUGUCGACGUUGUUAUCGACGUCGAUAACGCUAAAUUUGUGUGGAACAACAAAGAGAUUCAGCGAAGUGUUGCGAUGACUUCUUGCGACAAAAAGUUAGCGAAAACGAUGGUAGAAAAGGUCAAAUUGUAUCAACAAAAUGCGACCAAUGGGAUGUAUGAAGGGAGUGAGCAUUGGCUUAUAAUGCGGUGUUGCACAUACAUCGUCUCGUUGUUGUCGUAUUUGUGUACACUCGACAUCUUUGAGAUCGACGCAGAGACCGACGGGAAAGUCUCCAGAAGUUGUGAUUUUGGCGUAGAUUUUAUGAAGCGAUUUCUGAAGACCCAAAUGUUUGAGGACUGGCGAAAGACAUUGAGUUUGUCUGGCAAAGCGACAAAAUUGGCAAAUCUUUUUUCAACAACCCAUCCCACUACUAUUCCCUUAAUUGGGAAGGCAUCAACAACGAGGGGAACUCUAUAUGACUACGAGCAACUCUUUGAUAUUAAAAAAGUGAUGGAAGACCUUGGAAUUAGUGGAGAGGAGCAAAUGAAGGAAAGAGUCGACUUAGGUGGUGAUGGGGUCAUCGAGUUGUGA